AUGGAUGUAGUUCAAGAGGAUGGCCCAUUCGAUGCCAUAUUAGGCUUCUCGAACGGAGCGGCCCUAGCCGCGACCACGAUAGCGGCAGCGAUGGAGAAGGACCCCUCAGAUCCUCCGUUCAAAGCUGCAAUCUUUAUUUGCCCGACAAUGCCUUUUCGUCUCGACUCUGGUCCUCUUCGAGUUACAGUCACCGACCCGGACACCAUAACGGCCAUACGACAUGACCUCGACGAAGAGGCAAACAAAACCUACAACUGGCUCAGUGACCCUGAAACAGCCGGUAUUAUGGAUGAAUUUGAGAAGAAAAAGAAGAGACUUGACUAUAGUGACUUAAGCAAGCUACCUCAAACCGUAGAGCUACUCCUGCGGUACCACCCAGAUGUGCAGACUCGCAUGCUGCAUAUCCCCACUGUUCAUGUGAUUGGUGAUCAGGAUGAGUAUAAUGAGCAAGGGCACAAGUUUACGCAACUCUGCGACCCGAAGCUUCGGAAGAUUAUAACUCAUGGUGGUGGCCAUCAUUCCCCCAAGGAGAAGGGAGCCAAUCUGAAAACCUGCCAAGCAAUGGAGUGGGCAUGUGACAGGAUUAUGUUUUCUAGCUACUAA
Trichoderma virens Gv29-8 is the source of this 603-nucleotide messenger RNA. RefSeq lists its product as uncharacterized. The record is from RefSeq and is a predicted model, not a curated record. Gene Ontology annotation, cellular component: cytoplasm; nucleus. The coding region runs from base 1 to 603 and encodes 200 amino acids. The transcript has a single exon. Lineage: Eukaryota; Fungi; Ascomycota; Sordariomycetes; Hypocreales; Hypocreaceae.